CGUGAGAAAAAUGGGGUUGAACCGGGAUAUAAAUGAUGCGCACCUUUUUCCAUGGGGCGCUGAGCGGCAAACAUAGGAUUGCUUCUCCUUCAAUAGUAGACGAGCGAAAGAUAAAUGUACGUGCUCCGUACACUCAUGAGGCUUUGGAAUUAAACCGAAGUUACUAGCUCGCCAGCUGGGUAGAAAGACUAGUGUUCAAUGAAGAUGGUGUCAAAACCAACCUCCGCCACCGUGCGGGAUAAGGACGUUACAGCGCCCUCUGGUGGGUUCAUGAUGUCCGACAGCCUGUCUCUUUCAUCCUACAAGGACUAUCCUGUAAUCCAUCCUUUUAUCAACACACACACACCUCGACACACAUUACCGAGCAAGGCUUUUCCAGAGAGCAGCAGCACAGCUAUCUUGUCUGCCUUGAGGAACCUUCAGGAGAAGAUCAGGACCCUGGAGAAGGAGAGAGGCCGGGCAGUACAGAGCAUAUACACACCGGACAGGACUGCAACACACAAAGUCACACAGCCCCAGAGGCACAAGGACACACACUCUCAUAGAGAAACCAGUGACAAGUCAGCAUGUAACCAAGCCCUGCUGACCCAGCUAGCUGCAGCAGAGGCUCGCUGUAGCCAGCUUGAGAAGCAGCUGGAGCACAUGAGGAGGAUGGUCCGCAGUGCCAAGUCAGACAGGACCACCCUGCUCAAACAACAGGUUUCCAUGGAGACAUCCAGGUCAGCUUAUCAGUCACAUGACUCUUGUUCUGGGCAUGCCCAGUUGGAGAAACUAGAGCGUCUGGAGCAGGAGUAUCUGCGACUUACUGGCACGCAGGAGCAUGCUGAGAGGAAGAUCCAGGAGUUGGAGAUGAAGCUGCAGGAGGAGCAGCACCAGAUCAAGCUGGUCCAGGACAAAGCUAACCAGAUACAGACAGGUUUGGAAGCCAAUAGGAUCCUGCUCCAGUCUGUGUCGCCCCGCCCCCCCAGAAGCAGAACCAAAGAGAAGAGACCUGUUUCUAAAACGCCUGUGGAGUCGCCCUCACAUGCACAGCCUCACUACAGACUUAGUCUGGGGGACGUGCCAUUUGUGACUGGAACGUCGCCAGGUUGCAGUCACUCGGUACGGGCCAACGUCCAGUCUGUCCUCUCUCUGCUGAAGCAACACCAGCCCCAGCUCUGCAACGCACGCGUCCUCUCUCACACCCCAUUGGACCACAGUUCCGCCCUGGCAGCCAAUCACAGGCGCCCAGACAGUGGCUCCUCCUCUUCUUCUUCUGGAGGGGAGGAGCUAGCAGACCUGCUGGUGGCAUUACAGGAAGAGCUGCGACACAUGAGCCUGGAGCAGCAGGACCUGAUGCGGCAGGCUGAAGAGUGUGUGUCGGAGCGUGAGAGGAGAGAGCUGCACAGAGAUCAGGAGGACCUACUGAAGAAGAUGGAGAGGAAGGGAGAGCAGAUCAGCAAGCUACACAAACACCAAACACAGGUGAAGAGGUUGCGUAGGGAGGUGCGGGGUCAGAAGCGAGGGGGCAGAGGUGAGGUCAGGGUUACUACCACAGUGACUACUCGCGGUCGCUCAGCCGGAGUGGUCAAAGUUGGUCCGGGCAACCGCAGUAAGAACAAUCUGAAACUGCUCCGUGAUAUGAAAGCCCUCCAGAGCUCCCUACGAACAUGACCUCAACACAACCAUCCUCCUUACAAACCUGACCGCAAGGCAACCGUCCUUACUACAAACUGGACCGCAAGACAACCGUCAUCCUCAGCAUGAACCUGACCACAACAUAACCAUCCUUGUUAUAAACUUGACCCCAGGUCAACCGUCCUCACUAUGAACCUGAAUGCAACACAACUGUUGUCACUAUGCACCUGACAACAGUGUGAAACAACAUUUUACUGUGUCUACUCAUAUGGAGUCUGUCUGGAGGUGCAGAUAGUUAUGUACGGAGGUUUUCUUGGGUCAACCCGACUGUCAUCCUAGCCUUAUUAUGCGUAUAUCAGGGACAGAAUGUGUGUUUCUUUGGUGUGUGUGGGUGUGUUAAGAAGCAUCUCAAAUGAUCUAUUAGCAAUGGUGCGCUGCAUUUAGAAAUAAACAUAUAUUUUGUAUUCUUA
Hypomesus transpacificus is the source of this 2087-nucleotide messenger RNA. It is a transcript of the gene cep57, whose product is annotated as centrosomal protein 57. The coding region runs from base 199 to 1653 and encodes 484 amino acids. The record is from RefSeq and is a predicted model, not a curated record. Gene Ontology annotation, molecular function: identical protein binding; gamma-tubulin binding; microtubule binding. Gene Ontology annotation, cellular component: centrosome. Lineage: Eukaryota; Metazoa; Chordata; Actinopteri; Osmeriformes; Osmeridae. The transcript has 12 exons.